AUGGAUUUGUCUUUAUUCUCAGAUAUUAAGUCCUCAAUUAAGAAGGAAGCUGAAUCUCAACAUUCUAACAAAAACAACAAGCCUUCAAAGAAGGAUACAAGCAAUCUAACAAAAAAAAGGAAAGAAGGAAAAGAACAGACUUCUUCUGAUAAUAAAGACGACAAGAAGAAUCAGAAAAAUGAUGGGAAGCCACAAACCAAGAAAGCCAAAAAGGAGAAUGAAACUUUGCUGAAAGACAUAAUUGAUUUAGGAGGCUCCAAAGAAGAUUUGGAAUUAAUUAAAGACAUCGGAAGUGAUGAAGAGAUUGAUCCUAAACAGGAUAAAAAUAAGAAAUCAUUCAAAGCCGGUGAGGACUCCGAGUCUAGUCUUUUACAGGAUUUAUCCAAAUUCGCUAGUCAACUUGGAUUUGCUCAAGAUAAGUUUGAUGAGCGUGCGUACGAUUCAGAAUCCGUUGAAGACGAUAGUGAAAAUGAAGAAGCCUCUUCGUCAACUGGCUCAGAUUCAGAAGGAGGAGAGCAAGAAGACGAUACUUCUGAGAAGUAA
This is a messenger RNA of Schizosaccharomyces octosporus yFS286, 543 nucleotides long. RefSeq lists its product as uncharacterized. The record is from RefSeq and is a predicted model, not a curated record. NCBI's taxonomy places the organism in Eukaryota, Fungi, Ascomycota, Schizosaccharomycetes, Schizosaccharomycetales, Schizosaccharomycetaceae. The coding region runs from base 1 to 543 and encodes 180 amino acids. The transcript is spliced from 2 exons.